UUCCACUAAAUCAUUAAAGGGACUGUCUCCGGCCUUGUGAUUAUAUAUUCAUCCCAUUUCCAUUGCCUCAUAUCCAGCACAACAACUGCAUUCAGAAAUCAAAUUCUAAGACCUAAAACUUCCCUCUUUUUUCUUUCAUCUCGGAGUCUUUCCUACUAAACUUGGAGUAAAGCAAGAUGAUCAGUGCUAAGAAGCUUAUCAAGGUAGCAAGGAAAUGGCAAAAGAUGGCUGCAAUCAGGCGAAAAAGAAUCACAUUAACAAGAACCACAGAGGAUGCUGACACAAACAGAUGCAGUACAUCAUCAGUGGUCGAGAAGGGUCACUUUGUUGUUUACAGUGUGGAUCAGAAGCGCUUUGUGCUUCCUUUGGAAUAUCUCAAGAACAAAAUUGUCAUGGAGCUAUUCAAUUUGGCAGAAGAAGAGUUUGGACUACCAGGCAAUGGACUUCUCAUCUUGCCUUGUGAUGCAACGUUUAUGGAAUAUGUAAUUGCUUUGAUCAAAAGGAAACCAAGUAAAGACAUGGAGAAAGCAUUGAUCCUUUCUUUAGCGAGUGGUCGUUGCUCAUCAUCAUGUCUUUAUCAGCAAGAAACAAGCCAACAGUGGCCAAUAUGGAGCUUCUGAAGCAAAAUUUUUUUCUUUUCUCAUCUUG
Durio zibethinus is the source of this 648-nucleotide messenger RNA. RefSeq names its product auxin-responsive protein SAUR67-like. Gene Ontology annotation, biological process: response to auxin. Lineage: Eukaryota; Viridiplantae; Streptophyta; Magnoliopsida; Malvales; Malvaceae. The record is from RefSeq and is a predicted model, not a curated record.